Molecule: messenger RNA, 2019 nt
Organism: Thalassophryne amazonica
Lineage: Eukaryota; Metazoa; Chordata; Actinopteri; Batrachoidiformes; Batrachoididae
Gene: mrs2
Product: magnesium transporter MRS2
Exons: 10
Coding region: 240-1376 (378 amino acids)
Biological process (GO): mitochondrial magnesium ion transmembrane transport
Cellular component (GO): mitochondrial inner membrane
Molecular function (GO): magnesium ion transmembrane transporter activity
Source: RefSeq, a predicted model, not a curated record
GGUGCUGUCCUUGCUAACCGGUAGAACGACGGUUUUUAUUUUAAACGCAAUUUUGUGUAUUCGUUUGGGGCAGUUGUAGUUAGCGGUAGGUAAUAAAUACACUGGUACUGCUUGAGUUUUAGCCUACUGUAAGCAUAAACUUGAAAAGAUUUAUUUAAAAAAACACGACAGUCUUAGCAGCGAAGUUAGCUAGCAGAACAUGUAGUGUGCUGCCUGACUGGUAGAGAAAGUUUCAGGAGAUGAUGUCAACAACCUCCUUCUACAUGCACAUGAUGAUUCGCUGCUUGAACUGCAGAAAGGUACAUUUGUUGUCAUUUGGCGACUGUUUCUCGUCAAAACGACUUUUAAGUUCAGCUCGUGUUUGUGGGAGCGGUGGACGCACGAUGCUGAGGUCCACGCUGCCUCUUGGACGUUGCAGCAGGAGCUACAGUGAUGUUUGCACGUUAAACCAAAUGCUGUUUGCGUUCACACGUCCACUCUGGAGACCUCAUUGUAACGUGCUCAGAAGGGAGACCCUGCUACAAGGAGGUGCUACCUCAUCUGCAGUCGCCCUGUCGACAGUGCCUUUGAGCCGACAGAAAGUGACAGACACCCCCCUUUCCAGUGCAACUCAGACUUUUGUUGUGAUGAAGUUUGACCAAGAGGGAAAUGUGACAUCGUUUGAGAAGAAGAAAACCGAGCUGUACCAGGAGCUUAGUCUGCAGGCCAGAGAUCUUCGCUUUCAGCACAGUACCAGCCUCACUGCGAGACACAACUGCAUUGUCAUACGAAUGGAGACACUGAAAGCCAUAGUAACCCCGGAGAGUCUUUUGGUGUUGGAUUUUCGUGGUCUGGGAUUGGAGCGUUGGUUGGUCUUGGAGCUCGCCCCACAGCUAGCAUCACCGACACACACUUUGCCCUUUGAGUUCAGAGCACUGGAGGCCAUUCUACAAUACAGGGUGAACACUCUUCAAAGACAGCUGAAUGAAGUCCAUCCAGUAAUACUAGACACAUUGGAGUCCUUAGUGGAUCCUAAAAUCCUUUCUGCUGAUAGAAGUAAACUACAUGUACUACUACAAAACAGCAAGAGUUUGUCAGAGCUGGAAACAGACAUCAAGGUUUUUAAGGAUUCCUUGCUAAAAAUUCUAGAUGAGGAUGAGAUUAUUGAAGAACUUUGCCUGACCAAGUGGAUGGAUCCCAGAGUUUUUGAGGAAAGCGGUCUGGGUAUUGACCACGCUGAGGAGAUGGAACUGCUACUGGAGAAUUACUAUAUGCAGGCUGAAGAGUUGGCGAACAUGACCAGAGAGCUGAAGGGACUGAUAGAUGAUGCUGAAAGUGUCAUCUUUAUCAAUCUGGACAGGUACCUUCAUACACACACGUAUAUUACUAGGCUUUGAAAAAGCCUAGGUAUGUAAACCUGUAAAAAGCAGGGAGUGAAUACAAUAGACGGACAGCAGUUGCAGCUGCUGACCAAAGCUUUUGGUAAGACAACCAUGCAUGCAAGUGGAACUCCAAGAAUUACAUUGGGAGACCCUGUGCAAUUGCAUAUUCAGCGUACAGAGUGGGGUGGCCCGACUGGUUCUGCAUUUUGUGACAGUCAUUGAGGUCUAGAUAUUGCAUAACUUGAUACUUGAUAACUUGUACAAGUGAACCAUUAUUUCAUGGACAGAACUGUCUUUCAGGUGAUGGUCUACAGUUACAUUGAUAUGUCUGCAACUGAAGCAGUUGAGUAGCACUGAUUCACACAUUGUAAUUGUAAGGAUCUGAUUUUAGAAAAGCAGCUCUGCCUGUAGCAGGAUAAUGACUACAUUUCUGUCUUUCAGGAAGAAGAAGAAAAAGAUUAUUGUGAGGGGGAGUUUUGGGGUGUGUGUGUGUGUGUGUGGAGAAGGUGAAAUAUUUGUGAACCAUUGGUUCACCUGUAGUCCUACAGAAGCUCCACUGAGAAGUAGAUGGAUGAGUCCAACACAUCCAGUUUAACACAAUAUCUCACAACAAAGAAUUAUAUCAAUUGUCAACUCAAAAACACUUGAGGCUUUUUUA